AUGACAUCUGAAAACAGUUCUUGCUUCCUACGGUUCCAGAGAAUAAGAAUAUUCUUCUUGCUCGCAUCUUUCACUUUAUCGAAAAGUUUUGUCCAUCGGUUGCCAUCCAAUUCCGACUCACGACAAGUGCAAUGGAAACUGAGGUCAGAGCCUUCGACACUUUCCGAUGAUACAGCAGUCAAAAAGUCUACCGAUAUUUUAGCGCUAAAGAGACUUGAUCAAUGUGCAUCUGGCAGUGCAGCGAAGGCGUUGCUUGAGGAUUUUACUGGAGACGGCAGCUUGUACCGCAGCAUAUCGAUACCUGCUGGUGCGUCCGACCGUGGAAUUAGUGAUGGCGACCUGGCUAUUCAGACGAAGAUUCGCAACAAAAAGUAUGGAAUUUUCGACCUUAUUGACCUCAAUGGUAAUCGAGACGCCGAUCGUGCUUCAGCGGGCGUCUUGGGAGUCUUUCUUGCCAGCAGCUUCUCCGCAAUCGCCGCGAACCAAAACCUUCCUGGACCAGAGAUUUUUCGGUUUGUUGUGGUAUGGAUUCUAUCCUUUGCCCCACUUGCACUUGUCGGCUAUGGAAUUGCAACUCCUGACAACCUUCAGGCCUUGUUAGUCUCGAUUCAACGGGAGUUAUUCCCAACCUACCGUAAGCGUAUGAUUCAGCACGAAGCAGGACACUUUUUGAUCUCACAUUUAUUGGGGUUCCCGAUCAAAGGAUACUCCGUGAAUGCUGUCAAAAAUGCAGUCGAGUUUUAUCCAUUGAGUGAUCGAGAUGCUGGAGUGCAGAGAGCCAAACAACUUGGAUUUGAUAAACCAAUCAACGAACGAGUAGAAGACUUUUUCGAACCACCGUCCGAAGAUGUUCCCUACUUUAGUAAGGAUGGUAGUGGUGGAUCAAUCGUGGAAACCCAAUCCGUCUUUCGGAAUGCCAAAAACUACACUGACAACCCAUUCCUCCGGCUUUCACCUCGAGACGAGCCCCGAGAAUCCUGGCCAUUCCGAGGCUUCAACCACCAAACCAUUGACCAAUUGGCUGCAAUCAGCGUCGCUGGAGUCUGUGCCGAAAUCUUGGCGUUUGGAAAUGCGGAAGGAGGUGUGGCAGACUUUAGCCAGUUGCGUCAGAUCUUUUCUAGUGCAGAACCGGAGCUCACCGAGCGGGAAAUGGAAAACAGAAUACGCUACGCGGUUGGUUACACCAUGACGCAGCUACGACUCCACCUUGGUGCGUUGGAUAGCCUCGCGGAGGUCAUGGCAAGAGAUGGCACUGUGUCCGAAUGCGUCGCAGCAAUUGAAACCUGCGAAAACGUCAGUGGCGCCGAUGCCAUUUUUGGCGACUAUGAACUUCGGAGAAGAAAGGAAUUCAAGAAUCUUGGCGCAGGAAUUAUCGAGAAACUCUUUCUCGGUGAGAAGAACGCAGAUACCGAAGAAGACCGCCUAAUUGAGGGAAAGGGUGGUGGCUAUCGCAAAACCAAAGAGCCCUUGAUCAAAAUUACCGGAGACGAUCCACUCUACAUUGCACUAGGGAUAUCUUGCCUAUUUGUGGCAUGGGCCACAAAUGGAGGUCUUUCCUUGCAUUAG
Molecule: messenger RNA, 1566 nt
Organism: Cylindrotheca closterium
Lineage: Eukaryota; Bacillariophyta; Bacillariophyceae; Bacillariales; Bacillariaceae
Source: the annotation of a GenBank genome assembly